This is a messenger RNA of Penicillium macrosclerotiorum, 828 nucleotides long. RefSeq lists its product as uncharacterized. Bases 1 to 828 code for a protein of 275 amino acids. The transcript has 2 exons. NCBI's taxonomy places the organism in Eukaryota, Fungi, Ascomycota, Eurotiomycetes, Eurotiales, Aspergillaceae. The record is from RefSeq and is a predicted model, not a curated record.
AUGCGUUCUUUAAUUAGAAACUUCCCCCCAAAAAAGGUGAUCCGGGAUUUCACCUCGGUCCUGGGCCUCGAUGGGAUUACUGAAGGUGCCCAUGACGUUUUCUACGUUGCCGGAUCCAACACUACCUCCGACAAUAUCAGCGACCCACCAACGAACGCGACUCACGUUUGGGAGGUCGAUUUCAAUACAGACACUGGAAAUCCGACAAUCAAGCUAUUGUGCCGACCCAUGGCACCCACCGGAUUCAAUGGGUUGGCAACCUUCAAUGAGACAAUCCUGCUUGCCAGCGCCUCCUACCAGGAUGCUAUCUUCGCCAUUGAUACCCGAACCGGGCGGACAUGGGAGGCCAUUAAGCAAGAGAACUUGAUGUCCAUGAUUAACGGCAUUAAAGUCUCGGAUGGCUUUGUCUAUUGGGCUGCUGGUGGUGCACUAUACCGGGCGGAGCUAUACGCUAAUAUCACUGCUGGUACAGGACAGCUGAUCUACCAGGGCAGCGCGAUUGAUGAUUUUGCCAUUGCGCCCAAUGGAUUCGCUCUCAACUCUACUUUUGGGCCCGACUACAAGUUUGCCUACCUUGCUACCGCUAGUGGAAACACUAUCGAGCAAGUCAUCUUUACCCAGAAUGGAACAGCUGUCGGUGCUGGGACUAUUGCUGGCUCCGAGGACUCGACCGAAAUUGCUGAGCCUACCGGUGUUUUCUUCGGGAGGGGCGCUGGCCAAUUGAACAAGAUCUAUGUCACUACCGGUGGCGGUAGCGCCGUCAAUGUUGACGUGAAUGGCACUGACGUUGCCGUCGGUGCACAGCUUCUGGGAAUUCAGCUAUUCUAG